UCUGAAGUUAAUUCAUUACCAACACUUAUCGUUAUAUUGAUAAUGUUAUUUUAUUUCUAGUUGAACUUGGCGCCACAUCUCGAUAUCCUCAAUUUAUCACGUCGUAUAUUCAUGCCUCUUUUGUCGGAUGUUACAAAGGGCCGGUGAGUCAAGCGCUUGUUUAUUGGAAUCCUUGCUUUGAUGUCCGAGCACAUUCACUCAUCAAUGUCCCAUAAAUACCCGGGCAUUCGAAAGCAGCCGCGCAUUUCUAUUCUAAAGAUGCUGGAAGCUGCAUUUUCAGUGGAGUGGCUUGCUCAGAGCAGUCAGUCUGGCGAAAAGGGCCAGAACGAGUGUAGCAAAGUGCUUCGAUGUGGACGGGCAGCGGGGCAUGAUGAUCUCUGCACGGCGGAGAGGUCACAUGGCAAAGAAACGGCGAGCUCUACUGAAGAAAGGGGUAGGUCACCAGCCAGGCAUAACCAGAGGGCCAAACCCCAGCAGCGAGCUCUGGCAGUCCGCGCCAGUGCCGCCUGCAGCAGCAGCGCCUCCGGGAGCGCGCAGUGGGCGGACCGCCGGCGCCUCCGAACCAUCUUCACCAUGGAUCAAGUGCGCAUGCUCGAGCGCAGCUUCCAGCGCCAGCAGUAUCCGGGCACCUUUGUAAGGCGGAGCCUGGCUGGGGAGCUCCGCCUAUCAGAGACGCAGAUCAAAACCUGGUUUCAGAAUCGUCGGAUGAAACUCAAACAGCAGCUUCAAGUUGCUCAGGCUGAGGCACUCAAAUCCAGAUUGUUUCUUCAGUACUUCUGCCAUCCAUAUCACUCUGUUCAUAGCUUGCAUCAUGUGGUAGAUUCCAGCUUUUUCCCUCAUUACCCUGAAUUUGGACCUCUCCCCACCCAGACUUCUAUCUCUGAUUGCUGCUUACGGCACCUUGACUAUCAGCCAAAUCUACCUCUGAUCACUCCAAAGGCCACUACUAGUCGACUCCACCCACAUCUCACCAUCUAAGAUUAAAUCUAGGGCAAUAUAUUGCACACCUGACAAAGAAUAACUGUGAACAUUCUUUUAUCAUGUGAAAGAGUAUAUUUAUUUUUUUCUGUCAAUCAUAGACUACUUUUGGAGUUAUAUGUAGUAAACUGUAAUGCAUCACAAUAUUUUCAAGAGCAGACAGCCAUGUAUAAACUGGUCCAAAUUAGGAAGUAUUUUAUACUGUUAUGAUGCAUAUUCCCCUUUAUUGAAACUUGUAAUAUUUUUCAAUUCAGAGCUUCUCAAACUGUCUUAAUACAUAGGAAGGGAUGAGGCUGUACCUCUAUUUCUUGAAACAGGUCCAAGUCCACAAUACCAUCCACGAGGGAUAAUAUUUGGACCUAUUUCUCAGUGGUAUGCUUCAACUAGUUUAUUUAACAUUAAUAACUUUUUUAGUCCUUUCAAUUUCUUCAUGGAGCCCUCCGAUCAUGUCUGCAGAAAUCAGUGGCAAUUGUCCCUCCAAAGCAGAAAUUUCUCAUUAUUAUGGAUUAGUCAUUGCUGUCAUGAAUUGUCACUGCACAGCAGUCGAGGGUGGAAAGCACAGACAAAUCAUUUUGUCAUUCCUUGCAUUCCUUGCACACUUAUAAUGCUACCUCAUCUGAGAACUGUAACUCAGUAUAAAUCAGGAAAAGUAUUUUUGUAGAGCUCUGUCAUCAUAAUAUUGAUCAUUUUUUUUCCUGAGUAAUUGUAUAACAUACUACUCAACAUUACACUGGAAGCUACAAUAGUGCAGGGAAAAGUUACAAAUAAAAGCAUAGUGUAAUGAUCUUUGGUGUAUGGUGCUGUUCACAUUGAAACAAUACAGUUCCUUCAGACAGAUUACAAAAGAUGAUUUUAAAAUAUUGUGGUUUCUAUCUUCAGAUUGAUUAAAGUGAAACAGCCUGAUUUUUGAAAAUUAAGUUAGCCAAAUUUUGAAAAUAUAAUUAACCGAUGUUACAGCAAUAGAUUACAAAAUCAAAUGCAGAUGAUGAUAUAAUGUUCCUUUAAAGAUUUGUGAUUUGUGUCCUGAAAUAGUGUGGUGGGAUAUUAGCAGUCAAGUACUGAAUACCGUCAAUUGAAAUUCCUCUUUUAAGGUUAGCAGAAGUGUUAAACUCAUUCCUUUCAAAGAUGUUAAUGUCCCUGCUCAAGUAACAGAGCUAGAAAUUUUAAACAAAUUUGCCAAGCAUUGUAACUUGGCCUCUUUUGUUUUGCAGUACUUCUAUUAUAAAGAGGUUAAGAAAGAAAUAACAUGAAAGGUAGAUCAGUUAUAUUUGAUUAAGCCAUUACACAAACACAAAGGGAUAUUUUUCCCCACUGUGUCCUUUAUAAUACCAUUUUGGUUGCAUGCCAAUGGUCACAACCAGUUCUCUGAUUUUUAUCAGGAAUGAGCAAUAUCUUGUUUGUCCUCAUAAAAAUAACUUGAGAUCAAGAAACGUCCGGGUUGACAGGAAGCCCAUGUUUUGGAGAAGGACCUGCUUCGUUUGAAGAGGAAUUUUGAAAUAGUUUUCCUUUAGAUGUGGCAGGUGAUACCUUUGGCAGUUAUUGACAGUACAAAGCUAUAUCACAGUGCACACCAAAUUGGCUGCAAGCUGUGGUUAUUUCCUAUCAUAGGAUUUCCUACAACCUUGACUUGUAGUCUUCCCCCACACCUUUCAGUCAACCCUACCCCAUAAUGAAUAACUUCCUAAAACACUAUGCAUUGCAUAAUUUCCUAUUUCACCUGUUUCUGCUGUUUAACUGAGCCCUCUCUAGGCCUCACUGAAUCUGAGACCAUACUGGGUGACCAAUAGUUUUUGUCUGCUCCAAUAAAUUGCUUCCCUAACAUUUUUUUGUCUAAUCAAAACAAAUAUCUGUCACUGCUUUGUUGUUCUUUCCUAACAUAAAUCCAGUCAACCUUUAUUCUUUGAAAUAAAUCAUUCAGUCACAACCUUCAUACAACAAUAGUUUGGUUAUACUGACAAAUAGAAAUUGU
Pristis pectinata (smalltooth sawfish) is the source of this 2947-nucleotide messenger RNA. Its product is annotated as homeobox protein vex1-like. Gene Ontology annotation, molecular function: RNA polymerase II cis-regulatory region sequence-specific DNA binding; DNA-binding transcription factor activity, RNA polymerase II-specific. Bases 181 to 978 code for a protein of 265 amino acids. The record is from RefSeq and is a predicted model, not a curated record. Lineage: Eukaryota; Metazoa; Chordata; Chondrichthyes; Rhinopristiformes; Pristidae. The transcript is spliced from 3 exons. Gene Ontology annotation, biological process: regulation of transcription by RNA polymerase II.